Messenger RNA from Microthlaspi erraticum, 1104 nucleotides. The record is from the annotation of a GenBank genome assembly. Lineage: Eukaryota; Viridiplantae; Streptophyta; Magnoliopsida; Brassicales; Brassicaceae.
AUGGAGAAGAAAUCAUCAGGAGGAGAAGAAGGUCUUGGGAAGAAAGACAAGAUCUUUAGAGCGGAUAAGAUUGAUUUGAAGAGUUUAGACAAACAGCUUGAGAAACAUCUGAGUAGGGUUUGGUCGAGGAACAUUGAGAGAAAUCAGAAACCAAAGGAGGAAGAGUGGGAGAUUGAUUUGGCUAAGCUGGAAACAAGGAAUGUUAUCGCUCGUGGUACUUAUGGUACUGUCUACAAAGGCAUCUAUGAUGGACAAGAUGUUGCAGUGAAGGUUCUUGAUUGGGAAGAUGAUGGGAAUGGACCAACGGCCAAGACCGCGACAAAUCGUGCUUUGUUCCGUCAAGAAGUCACUGUUUGGCACAAACUCAACCACCCAAACGUCACAAAGUUUGUUGGAGCGUCAAUGGGAACAACGAAUCUGAAAAUACCAUCAGCUGAUUCAGAAAACUCGCUGCCUCAACGUGCUUGUUGUGUGGUUGUGGAGUAUGUACCUGGUGGAACAUUGAAAACGUUCUUGAUAGACAAUAGGCGAAAGAAGCUCGCUUUUAAAGUCGUUAUCAAACUCGCUCUGGAUCUCUCCCGAGGGCUAAGCUAUUUGCAUUCAGAGAAGAUUGUGCAUCGCGAUGUGAAAACAGAGAAUAUGCUUUUGGAUCAUCAGAGGAAUUUGAAGAUCGCGGAUUUUGGAGUAGCGCGUGUGGAAGCUCUAAAUCCAAAGGACAUGACUGGAGAAACUGGUACUCUUGGAUACAUGGCUCCUGAGGUUAUUGACGGUAAGCCAUACAACAGAAGGUGCGAUGUGUACAGCUUCGGGAUAUGUUUAUGGGAAAUCUACUGCUGUGACAUGCCUUAUCCUGAUCUUAGCUUUGUUGAUGUUUCUUCUGCGGUUGUCUUACACAAUCUGAGACCGGAGAUACCGAGAUGCUGUCCGACCGCAUUGGCGACUAUAAUGAGGAGAUGUUGGGAUGCGAAUCCGCAGAAACGACCGGAGAUGGAGGAAGUGGUGCAUAUGCUUGAAGAAGUUGAUACAACUAAAGGUGGCGGAAUGAUACCAGAAGAUCAGAAUUCCGGCGGCUGUUUCUGCUUUGCUCCGGCUCGUGGCCCUUGA